Colletes gigas is the source of this 1605-nucleotide messenger RNA. Its product is annotated as UDP-glucosyltransferase 2-like. Gene Ontology annotation, molecular function: UDP-glycosyltransferase activity. The coding region runs from base 20 to 1597 and encodes 525 amino acids. NCBI's taxonomy places the organism in Eukaryota, Metazoa, Arthropoda, Insecta, Hymenoptera, Colletidae. The transcript is spliced from 5 exons. The record is from RefSeq and is a predicted model, not a curated record.
UUCGUUUCGUCGUAUCAAUAUGAAGUUCGUCAUAAUCUCGAUUUUGUGUAUUUUUUGUAUCCUUAAACGUUUUGAAUGCGCUAGAAUUCUGGUAGUUAUCGCGACGCCAUCCUACAGUCAUCAAAUCACGUAUAACCGAUUAUUUCUGGAACUGAACAAACGUGGCCACGAGAUUGUAUUCAUCACCACGAAUUACAUUCGCGAUUUGGAUGUGACGAAUAUUACUCAGAUCAAUAUUGAAAAGAGUUACGAGUUGAUGAAAGAUCUAGACUUUAUUCGUUACCGUUACGAAGGGAUAUCAUGGCUAACAUUUCUAGAAACAAACAUACGGGUGCUGGGUGAUGGUUUUUUAAAAAACACGUUUGAACAUCCAAUGGCAAAAGAGUUGUACUCGCCCAAUAGCAACGCGACGUUCGACGUGGUUAUGACAGAGAUGCUUUUCACGCCUGGUGCUUGUGCACUCGCUCAUCGAUUUAACGCGCCUCUUAUAGGGUUGAGCUCCUUCGGAUUACCCGCUUUUCAAGAGUACAUCUUAGGUGGGCUUGUGUUGCCUUCUCACGAAUCUACAUGGGAAAACGUCUAUACCGGAACGGAUCCAACAUUCUGGGACAGAGUGAAAAAUUUCGUGGGCUUAUGGCGUCACUUGUACAUCUGUUACCAGGAGACAAUUUCUCGUCAGCAUUCGAUGGUCGAGAAAUACUUCGGCAAAAGCAUACCACCUUUGAUCGAAAUAAUAAGAAACAUCACCCUCGUGUUCAUCAACAACGAUGAAUUUGUUUCGCCCGCUCGAUUGAAAUCACAGAACCACAUCACGUUCUCCACGUUACAGAUUUCGGAGAACCCGACACCCCUGCCGAAGGAUUUAAAACAUUUCGUGGACAACGCGAAAAAUGGUUUCAUUUACUUCAACCUCGGCACCAAUGUACGGUCCGCGUCUCUACCUAACGAAACUAUACGAAUUUUCCGCGAUGUGUUCGCCAAGUUGCCAUACAGAGUGGUAUGGAAGUUCGAAAUGGAAUUCCCGGAGAAGCCAGAUAAUGUCUUCGCCGCGCCUUGGUUUCCUCAACAAACUAUUCUUGCACACCCGAACAUCAAGCUCUUCGUCUACCAAGGAGGUAUACAAAGUACCGAGGAAACUAUACAUUUUGCAGUACCUGUGUUAGGGUUUCCGGUGAUGGCGGACCAGGACUAUCAAGUGAGAAGAAUGGUAAAACUCGGUGUUGGAAAAUGUUUAGAGAUCACUACUGUGGAUAGUAAUGAGUUCGAAAGCGCCAUUCGAGAGAUCAUAAGUAACAAAGAGUACAAACAGAACAUGUUGAAACUCCGAGAUCUCACUAAAGACACGCCAUACGAUUACGCGAAAUACCUUGCUUGGUGGACAGAAUUUGUGAUUCGUUACAAAGGGGCUCCGCAUCUUCGUUCCACCGUGAUCAGUCAACCUUGGUACCAACGGAACGACAUGGACAUUGUGAUAUCUUUCACGAUAUUAACCUACAUAUUAGUUUCAUAUACAUUCAGACUUAUCAUUAAAUUAAUUUUGCGUACUUGUAAACAAAGACGAAUUAAUUCUGUACAUCUGAAGCAGAAAACAAGUUAAUCACUUGA